Messenger RNA from Trichomonas vaginalis G3, 993 nucleotides. RefSeq lists its product as uncharacterized. The record is from RefSeq and is a predicted model, not a curated record. NCBI's taxonomy places the organism in Eukaryota, Parabasalia, Trichomonadida, Trichomonadidae. The transcript has a single exon. The annotation marks the transcript as partial.
AUGAAUUCUAAAAUUAAAGGUAUAACGGAUGAUAUAACAUCAAUUCCACCAGAAGAACAGAGAUAUUACGCAUUAAAUGCAUUUCCUAAAGUUUUGAAGAUUGGAAGAUUUAAUUUAAAUGAGGAAUUCAUAGAAGGUUUCCUAAAUGACAUAAUGAAGAAGGUGGAUAAGGAAUAUGUGGAUAGUGAGUUAAUGAAGAAAGCAGAUAAGGAAUAUGUGGAUAGUGAAUUAAAUAAGAAGGCAAAUUUGGUUUAUGUUGAUGAAAAAGAUAAUGAAAUUAAAGAAAAGGUUGAAUGGUAUCAUGAAUGGACAUUGGAGACUUUUAAAGUUAAAGCUGAUACAGAAUGGGUUUCAGGAUGUUUAGACCUUAAAGCAGAUAAAACAUAUGUUAACAAUGAGUUAAUGAAGAAAGCAGAUAAGGAAAAAGUUAUUUCAUUCAUUAAUACUGAGUUAGCAAAGAAAGCUGAUAUAUCAUUUGUUAAUGAAGAAAUAAAACAAUCAGAGGUCUAUUUUACUCCACCAUUUUUAAAUUUUAUGAAAUCAUCAGAUAAAACCUUUGAUAUAGAUUCUUUUGAAUGGAUAUGUUUCGAUGGAGUGACCAUGUAUUUAUUUUAUACAGCUGGAGUGCUUUAUUAUUUUAAAACAAAUGAUUUUAAAAACUAUGAAUCAUUUACUCCAUCUGUUUGGAAUCCUGAUACACGAAAGCCAAUCAUUAAUCCAAGAAUUUUAUAUGUUGAAUAUAAUAACGGUAAAUUUAUGGGAAUGAUAACGGUUGGAGAUGAUUUUUGCCCUUGUUAUUCAUUCGAUUGUAUCCAAUGGUUCAAAUGUAAUUUAAAUCAAGAUGCUAAAUUUAAAUAUCCAAAUAAUCCUAUUAGAUGCGUUAAUAAUAAAUGGGUACUAAUUUAUGAAGUCAAUCAAAUUUUCAUUAGUGAGGAUGGGAUAAAUUAUUAUAUGUUUAGUAUGAUGUCAUCAGAUUUGGAAAUUGUUAUACAA